Dromaius novaehollandiae (emu) is the source of this 1232-nucleotide messenger RNA. Its product is annotated as ephrin-A4-like. The record is from RefSeq and is a predicted model, not a curated record. Gene Ontology annotation, biological process: axon guidance; ephrin receptor signaling pathway. Gene Ontology annotation, molecular function: ephrin receptor binding. The transcript has 6 exons. The coding region runs from base 59 to 688 and encodes 209 amino acids. Gene Ontology annotation, cellular component: plasma membrane. NCBI's taxonomy places the organism in Eukaryota, Metazoa, Chordata, Aves, Casuariiformes, Dromaiidae.
CGCCCCCGGGCCGCCGCCGCCCCCCGCCGCCGCCCCCCGCCCCGCUGCCGGCGGAGCCAUGCGCCCCGCGCCGCUGCUCGGGCUCCUGCUCUGGGCGCCGCUGCUCUGGGCGCCGCCGCCGCCGGUGCGCGGCCUCCGACACGGCGUCCACUGGAACGGGAGCAACCCCAGGUUCCUGCGGGACGACUACGCCAUCCAGGUGUCCAUCAAUGACUACCUGGACAUCUACUGCCCGCACUACGAGGCAGCGGUGCCCGCCGGCCGGGCAGAGACCUUCACGCUCUUCAUGGUGGACCGCGAGGGCUAUCGCGGCUGCUACGAGACGCCCGGGGCCUUCAAGCGCUGGGAGUGCAACCGGCCCCACGCGCCCUUCGGGCCCGUCCGCUUCUCGGAGAAGAUCCAGCGCUUCACGCCCUUCUCGCUCGGCUUCGAGUUCCAGCCAGGGGAGACCUACUACUACAUCUCCGUGCCCAGCCCCGAGAGCGCCGGGCGCUGCCUGAAGCUGCGAGUCUCCGUCUGCUGCAAGGCCACGACGCCGAAGCCGGCGACGGAGGUCCCCAACUCUCAGCCUCACGGGCGAGGGGGGCCGGAGGACGUGGUGCUGCCCGGGCGCAGUGCGGCCCCGGCCUCGCUCCGGCCCCACACCCCGUGCCUGGCUCCCGUGCUCCUCGCCCUGCUCUGGAUCUGACCCCGGCGCCCGCGGGCAGCGGACGGGCUCCUCCGCGAUACCGGACACUUGCAAACGUUCCUGUCCCACCGCGAUCCCACCGGGAGGCUGAGCCCGGGCCCCCCCGGACCAUGACUCGCCACUGGACCCCACGGAGCCCAGCCGGGGCCAGGAGCUCCUGGCGGGAAGGGACCUUGCUUCACUGCCGACGUCCCCGAGCACCGGCCCCGACAGCUGCCAGCCCCGGCGCUGCGCUUCCUGCGGCUCCUGCGGUGUCUGCGCUGCCCGGGGCUGCCGCCUCGCCCCGUGCCUUCCCCCGCAGACGCCCCGCUCUGCAGGGCCGACGGGGCCACCACGGCUCCAGGCACCCGUGGAGACCGACCGGAUCUCGUCCGCCCAGACGGAGCCCGGCCCCGGCAGCCCUGCGCGCCCUCGCCUCGUCCUCCAGCGAGGACACCGAUCUGUCUUCCGCGAAGACGCCCCCCCGUGCCGUUUACCCGUUCGUACAGUUUGGAUUUAAUCCCUGUUAGUGACUGAUCCAAGCAAUAUAGAGUUUGCAAGAUGG